Messenger RNA from Folsomia candida, 1031 nucleotides. RefSeq names its product angiopoietin-4. The record is from RefSeq and is a predicted model, not a curated record. Lineage: Eukaryota; Metazoa; Arthropoda; Collembola; Entomobryomorpha; Isotomidae. The transcript has 7 exons. Bases 43 to 954 code for a protein of 303 amino acids.
GCCGUGGCAAAAGGCAGAUGCACAUUGAAAUAUUCGUGCGAAAUGACUUUUACAUCGCAUUUAAUCCUCCUCCUCGUAUUUAGUGGAUCUUGUAAGGUGAUAGAAAGUGCGGAUCAGAAUGGUGACCAGCCGAACGUGAAUGAUCUUUUGAAAGUGUUUUCCGAUCGGUUAUCCAAAAUUCCCACGAAAGACGACCUGGCCGCAUUGGAGACCAGAUUUAACGCGAAAUUGGAUGGAUUAAAAUCUGAUUUGCAAACACUAAUCAAUGGAGCGAGUAAUAAGCAAGAACAAAGUCAAGAGGGAAAAAAAGAGCAUGGAAGGAAACGGAGGUCGAUGCAGUCAUCAUUUAACGAGACGUGCCAAUUUGUUGAGAAAAUCCUUACCGUUCAAAAGGAUCAGGCCGCAGUCUUGGAGGAAAUAAGGAAUUCUACUGCCGAAUUACUUAUAAGCGUUGGGGCCAUCCUGGAGGGUGCAGGACCAUACCAAUAUAACGCAUCCGAAAUCCCACACCUGAAGACUAGCGGCCAACAUGGCGAGACGAAAUUCUGCGGGGAUGAUUUAGAUCGUGCUAGUUCAACGUUUCCCAUAAAGCAACUAAUUUGCGACCAAGCGUGGAUCACAAUUCAGCGAAGAGGUACUCCAAACGCAGGAUGGAAUGACACAACCGAUUUCGAAAGGAAUUUAACCGAUUAUGUAAAUGGUUUUGGUCUCCCCCUUUAUGGCCAGGAUUUCUGGAUUGGUUUGCAAACAAUCCAUGAGCUAACAGAGGCGGAAUAUACACAGUUGCGGGUUGAUCUCGAGGAUUGGGGUGGAAACAAAGUAUACGCGACAUAUAGCGAAUUUAAAGUGGGCGGUGCACAGGAUAAGUACAACUUAACAGUGAGCGGAUACAAUGGAACGGCAGGGGAUUCCCUUAGUCGGAAUUCUGGGAAGAAAUUCACCACAUAUGCAUAGAUCGGAGAACUCCGGGCUUGGAGUACGUACUCCGACCUCCGGAGGUUGGAGUACGUACUCCGACCUCCGGAGGUUGG